GUCAUCAAGUAACGUUAGAGGGGCAGAGAACAGCAGAGCCGUCGGUGCUCCGCUUGUCUGUAUCGUCGGGACUUGGAAAGUGGCCGGGCGGGGGAGACGAGACGGGCAGCCAACCUUCGGGAUUCAGUGAAGAUGGAAAUAAGUCGCUGCUUUCGAAUAUCUCCUCUGUGCGCCUUCAGAGCCGCGCUGUAACGUCCAGGACAACUUACCUUGCGCUGGCUUUUGUACAUUUUCCGAUUUGGAGCCAGCAGCGCUAGCUAGCUGUAGCAGCCCCACCGCUGGUAGUGUCAGACACACAGGUACAGGAGAGUAGAGGAGGGCUUGGUGACAAAGGAAGGUGGCGAGGUAACGAUGAACCGCUUUCGAAAGUGGCUGUAUAAGCCCAAGAGGACGGACCCUCAGCUCCUGGCCCAGUUCUACUACGCUGAUGAAGAGCUGAAUCAGGUGGCCACCGAGCUGGACGGCCUCGACGGCAGGAAGGACCCUCAGAGAUGUACCCUGCUGGUCAACCAGUUCCGAUCUUGUCAGGACAAUGUGUUGAACAUCAUCAAUCAGAUCAUGGAUGAAUGUAUCCCCAACGACCGGGCCAACAGAGACUUCUCUGUCAAGUUCCCAGAGGAGAUUCGUCAUGACAACUUGGCCGGGCAGCUGUGGUUUGGGGCUGAGUGUUUGGCUGCUGGCUCCAUCAUCAUGAACAGGGAGAUAGAAAGUAUAGCAAUGAGACCCCUUGCUAAGGAUCUUACACGUAGCCUGGAGGAAGUACGCAACAUCACCAGAGACCAGGCCCUGAGAGACCUCAACUUGUACACGGACCGCAUGAAGGACGCAUUGCGACAUUUCGACGGCCUUUUUGCUGAGUUUGAGCUCAGUUAUGUGUCAGCCAUGGUGCCUGUGAAGUCUCCCAAAGAAUACUAUGUACAGCAGGAGGUGAUUGUGCUCUUCUGUGAGACUGUCGAGAGGGCCCUGAAGCUUGGCUAUCUCACACAAGACAUGAUCGAUGACUACGAACCUGCGCUGAUGUUUACAAUUCCCAGACUAGCCAUUGUGUGUGGACUGGUUGUGUAUUCAGAGGGACCUCUCAACCUCGACCAAAAAUCAGAGGACAUGUCUGAGCUCUUCCGACCUUUUCGCACUUUAUUAAAGAAAAUCAGAGACCUGCUGCAGACCCUGACUGAGGAGGAGUUGGUUACACUAGAGAGGAACCUGUGUAUCUCUCAGGACGGGGAGUUGUCCACAGAGCUGGCCACAAACUGCUCAUCAGAUCCCGUCCAAGAAAAUAACUCAUCCUGCAGCCCCGCUAAUGACACCUCCAAGGGAGAGAGUGAGGGGGAGCAGGAUCAUCUGGCUCUGUUUGUCCAUCCCAGCCAGGAGGAGGAAGUGGAAAAGGGCUGGGAGGAGGUAGAAACUGAGAGGGGGGAGGAGGAGGAGGAGCAGGAGCAGGGCCUGCUGUGUGAGGAGGCAGAGGAGGCCGAGUUGGCUUGCUCGAUGCAGUACGAUGAGGAGGAACUGGAGCAGCUCAACAUGAUGGUGUACCGCGUGGGAGACGAGAUGUCCAGCCUGCUGUCGCCUCCCAGCCAGGGUCAGUCACCUGCACACCACAUUCACAGAGGAGAGGCAGGAGUCUCCAGUGGGGCUUCGAGCACUGAAACGUCUCCCCGUAGGCUCCUGGUGGGCCGAGGAAGGACAGGCAUCUAUGUAGAGGAGGAGGACAGGGUCUUUCUCAUGGAGGAUCUGGAUGCAGCAGGAGAGAGCAUCACCAGCAUCUCAAGAGAGGCCAGUAGUUGUGUCGCCUCUCCUUCCAAAUCAUCACAGUCUCCUCGUUCCAUGCAGCGCAAGCCAGGACUGCGACCCGAUUCUACCAGGAACGGCUGGUACUCUGGGGCCCAGUCAGAGCAGCCAUGCCCACAGCCACGCAGCCAGAACACACACUGUCUGAAUGCAAAACGCCCUCCUUGCACUUCUGCUCCUGGCUCUGAACCUCUGCCUUACACCAACGGGUGGGAAAUGGGCUUGGAGGGGACAGCAUCUGAAACAGCUGAGGUCAUCGCCCACCGUAUGGGUGGGAUGAAGCUGUCUGCCACGGUCAUCUUCAACCCCCGCUCUCCGAGUUUGACAGAGCUGGCCGUGGAUAAGCUGUUACUGCCGCGGCCCGCUCCCUCCGAGAUUGAGCCCUGCGGCCCCCUGGUGGCCACUCACUGCCUGCUCAACUCCUGUGUCUGCUGCGGGAGCUGUGAGGAUGGCCACGAGGAUGCCAUGACCACAGAGAGCACUGGACUCGGGCUAGGCCUUCCUCUGGGUUUGGACAAACACUGCAAGACCGCUGCCCCCAGCACUGUCAUCCAGUCUUCUGCCUGCCGACUACCACCACGAGGUCACGAGCCUUGCAGUAAGGGUGAGCUGGCCCAGUUGACUCCCCCUUCUUCCCGCUGCUCUGCAGAGAUGCUGGAGGAGGAUUCAAACUUCCAGCUCUGUGAGAAGUGCCUAGUGGUAGCUCCGGGGCUGGGGAAUCAGGCUCAGGACUGCGGCUCCAGUGGAGAGGAUGGGCCCACUCUGCUUGGGACUGAAAAGAGGCAGCAGGCUAGUGAAUGCCGGCAGGGGGACAAGGAGACAGAUACAGACAAACCAGGAGCUAAAGACUCAAAGAGGGACACCAAAGAGGACAGCAGGAGGUGCUCCAGUUUUCAGAACUCCCCCCUCAGCUCUGUGUCAGGUAGUGACUGUGAGAGUGUGUCGGUCACCACAUGUAGUCUGUCAAGCAGUGCAUACACUCCCAGCCCUGUCAGCAGUCUGACCCCCAGCUCGGGGACGUCAGAAGACCUGGACCAUCAGGAGAUCCAGCUGGCCCUGCAAAACGCCAAGAUGGCUGCCAGGAACAAGAUCCGAUCGCGCUUCCACAGCAGCAGCGACCUCAUCCACCGCCUCUUUGUUUGCAUAUCAGGUGUUGCUGAUCAGCUGCAGACCAACUAUGCCAGCGACCUUCGCAGCAUCCUCAAGACUCUGUUUGAAGUCAUGGCAACCAAGUGUGAGCAGGAUGACAACGACAAGCAAAAGAAAGCAGCUCCUGUUCUGCGUAGUGCAGUGCUGGAGGACUGCGCUCUCUGUCAGGAGACCAUUUCCUCAUCAGAAUUGGCAGCCAAGGCCCGGGAGGGCCAGUUCGAAGACCCUCCAGACUGGGUGCCCGAUGAAGCCUGUAAUUCCUGCAUUGCCUGUAAGGCUCCCUUCACUGUCAUCCGCAGGAAGCAUCACUGUAGAAGCUGUGGAAAGAUCUUCUGCUCUCGCUGCUCCUCCCAUUCUGCUCCUUUGCCCAGAUACGGCCAGGUGAAGCCCGUCAGGGUUUGCACUCACUGCUACAUGUUUCAUGUCACGCCGUUCUACAGCGACAAGGCCGGCAUCUGACCCCAGAUCAUCACUGAUAGCACAGCAAGAACAUAUGCAACGGACAGAAUCACGGCUGUGUACAAAGCAAGCGUCACACUGCUGUGGUUAAAUUAAAUGGUUGUCAUUGUACCUGCUGAGCAAAGCCUCAGAGUAAGGCCGAUAGAGAUGACAUGAGCAAAGAGAGGAGACAUGCAGCCACAAGUGAUGACUUGACCCGUUUCUGUUGCUUCGGAGAGACUUGUGCGUCACCGGGAACCAAAAGCUUUGAUUUCAGUGCCCAGCCAACACACAAAUGAUUCACAAAUGCCUGCCUGACUGAAGAAGUGCAAAAGGGAGAGGGGAUAAACAGGCAAUAACAGAUUUUGAACUGGCAUCGUGCAGCAGUCCUCUGUAGCAGUUUGCAGCACAAACUCAUCACAGGCCACCUUGUUUGUUUUGUUGCUUUAGGUGUAAAUGAAAGGACUUGUGACAUAUUUUCUUAUGCUUUAGCGAGCUUCCUACAUUUGUGCCAGAGCUCCCACGGGACUCGGAUUACUCAAAAGAAUGUAAGUCAUGAUAACCAUGUACAUAGGGAUAAUUCUGGUAAUAGCUACACUACAAUGUCUUCAGUAAACUGUUGCUAUUUAUUUGGGAACUGGAAAGGCUAUCUCCACCAGACCACCAGUCCCAGUAAAGCAAAAAUGAAAAUAACAGCUUUUAUAUUGAGAUUCCUUUAUGCUUUUAAUGGCAAUGAAUGUGUAAUUGUGUAUCACUUUGUGAAACGGGAAAGUUUUUGGCAAGUUUGACAGAUCACCUCUGGAUGGCAAUGGGCUGCGCCCCUUGCUUUUACAGUUGCACCACAGCAUGUUUAGUUUUCUCUGGGGACUCCACUGCACACUGAGAUGGAUAAAAGGGAUCCUUAGUCAUCACUGUCAGGUCUUUGAAGGCCCCCUAGUGGAGAGUUGACCUCUCUUCACUCAGUGCUCUCUUCACCAUGUUGUGAAUAGUUGGUUCUGAACCAGAGGCCUUCUCAGGUGCUGGCCUACACACUACAGGCCAAUUAUUGUCCACUGAAUUCUCUUCCUCACACUCCAUAUAGUGCAAUAUUGGGACUGCUAACUGCAAUGGUCGUGCACAUUUUAGAAUCAACCCUUUGCUAUUUAGAUUGUAGUUAUAUGCCAUUUCUUAAGAGAGAUGUUAUAUUGGGGUUUACACUAAAUUAUUUCCAUUUUUGGUUGUGGCGGUACAUGGACAGGAACAGAUAUUUUGUUCCCAGACUGACUUCCUUUCUGCUCUUGAAUCUGCUUCCAUUGCAAGUGACAGCAUACAAAGUAUCUUCCACGCGCAUCAUGUAUUACAGUUUGUGCAUCUGAAUGGUUUGAAGUUGCCGAUCUACGGAAAUGGACCUUUGAACGACAUCGAUGUUCAUUCUGCUCUGACGUAAAGCAGUUUCUCAGGCAUUACAUAAUCAAAAUCACUCACCUACUGUUGGAUCAAUCCUGUUUUCAUCAAAGAACAUGUAAAAUCACUUUGAAAAGGUAUGUUUUUUUUUCUUUUAUAAAGAACAAAAAUAAUGAAUGAAGCUAUAAUUACUUUUAUGUAAAAUACAUGGAAACAUGCAGUAAUGAAAGUGUGGGAUAUUCUAUUAUUGUUUCAGAGCUUCGUCUUAUUUUGUAAAAAUUCCAGGACAUUUCCAUGAUAAGAGCUGUGUGAGAUAUUCAACGAACAAAUAAUGUUAUAUAGUUUUAAAUGCGAUGUAUAUUGAAAUAAAUUACUUUUUCCUGUUUA
Molecule: messenger RNA, 5145 nt
Organism: Acanthopagrus latus (yellowfin seabream)
Lineage: Eukaryota; Metazoa; Chordata; Actinopteri; Spariformes; Sparidae
Gene: zfyve28
Product: zinc finger, FYVE domain containing 28
Exons: 14
Coding region: 352-3396 (1014 amino acids)
Biological process (GO): negative regulation of epidermal growth factor-activated receptor activity
Cellular component (GO): early endosome membrane
Molecular function (GO): metal ion binding
Source: RefSeq, a predicted model, not a curated record